AUGGCUCCUGUUUACUUACGUGACCAUUUUAAAAUGUCUUUCACAGACCAAGCAUAUUCUCUUAGAAAUAGAAAACUAUGUCUAAUUUUGCCAAGAGCACAAACAGAAUUCCUAAAGAAAGGUUUUGCCUUUUCUGGAGGAAAAGUUUGGAACGAACUACCAGAAUUAGUAAAAUGUAGCAAUAGUUUACAAAUCUUCAAAAAAAUUGUCUCAUCUCAUGCCUAAAAUUGUAUAAAGCUAUUUUUAAUAUAAUGUCGGCCCUCUUGUAAAGCAGUGGUAUCACUGAAGAGUUCACCGAAUUUAAAUAAAGAUUUCGCUGUCUGUCUGUCUGUCCGUCUGUCUGUCUGUCUGUCUGUCUGUCUGUCUGUCUGUCUGUCUGUCUGUCUGUCUGUCUGUCUGUCUGUCUGUCUGUGUCUGUGUCUGUGUCUGUGUCUGUGUCUGUGUCUGUGUCUGUGUCUGUGUCUGUGUCUGUGUCUGUGGCUGUGGCUGUGGCUGUGGCUGUCUGUGGCUGUGGCUGUCUGUCUGUCCGUCUGUAUGUCUGUCAUUGAGCUGGAAUUGAGUAUCUAUCUAUCAUUCAGCUGGAAUUUAUUUCUUUGAGACCAAUCAACCAAAAGAAACUGUUAUCUCUUGCAAAGAACUGUUAUCUGCGUGAUCAACGAUGUAUUCUAAGACAUUAGUGUCAUCCGCGUAUUUCAUCAUAUCCCCAUCAAAUUGUUCGUUGGAAAUUACAAGGUCGUCGACCAUAACUAGAAAAAGCCAUGGACCGAGCUUGGUUCCUUGCGGGACACCAGCAUUAACAGGUUUCCAAUUAGAGAAAAGAUUCGAGGAAAGCUUUACCCUCUGUGAUCUUCCUCUCAAAAAAUCUGAGAUCCAAUUUAAAGUUGAUGGUAUAAGACUUAGUUCUAAAAGUCUCGCAUAGAGAAUAUUAUGAUCUAUAAGAUCAAAAGCUUUCCGAUAAUCUGUAACCAGUGAUCGCACACAUCCGCCCUCUUUGUCUACUGUCUCCGACCAACAAUGGAUUAAGGCGAUUAAUGCCAACGUAGUAUUAGAACCCGGUAUGAAACCAAAUUCCUUACAAUCCAGGCAAUCCAUAAGUGCUGGUUUUAGAUCGUAUUUUAUAAUGGCAUCUUCGGCAAUUUUACAGAGUGAUCAGGUACGGGAUAUACUGUAGGUCUAAGGUCUUUAUUAACAUCAAUUACUUGUUUAUUUUUCGGUGUUGGGCAGAUAUUGGCCAAUUUCCAGCAACCAGGCACUUGCCUCUCUUUAAAGGACGCAUUUAUUAUUGUUGAUACAGGCAUUAAUUGCUAGGAUAACUGCAAACUUCUGAGGGAGCCAAUUGGGCAAGCAAUCAGGGCCACUGGAUUUUCCGGCUAAAUGUUUUCCGGCUAAUUACGAAGAUAUUACUCGUUGACUUCCUUGAUAACCACAGAGAUGUUUCACCUCCUUCCACCAAACUUUAGGUUUUUGUUGUGUUUAAGUUCUUUCAACUUAGCUUCAUAAUAUAAUUUACGGCAGUUUUUCCUACAUCGAUUUACUUUACUCCGCAACUGUUUAUACAAAGUAUGGUAAUUUGUGCAAAGGCUUUCUGUCUUUAAUCAAACGUUUCAAGUUGCUGUUCAUCCAGCGUUGAUCAUUUUGGCAAAUCUUCAUAGCCUUCAAUGUUGUACAAGAGUAUCUAGUCCAUAAUUUAUAACAUUGGUGAAGUUACUCAAGUUUUGCGGUUCACAAGACUGGUUUGAAUUAGCUACUAAGUUCCAUGGAACUUCAUAUAAAAAUCUUCCAAGACGAUGAAUGCUGCUGGGUCUCUUGUCACGCACAUAAAUUGUUUUCUUGGGAUGGCUACCAUGGUUUCUUUCUUUGGAUAAGGCGACAACAGUAAGAUGAUCCGACAAGCCUGGUGGGGGUGGGGGGGGGGGGGUACUUAACGGCUGCUCAUAAGAAUCGGACAAAUUCGUUAGAAUUAGAUCUAGUUUACUCGAUCCUCUUGUAUUAAAUUUUACAAUUUGCUUUAGCUGAAAUUAACGGGAAAUAUGCAUGUCGUAUAGGCAGCUUAUUAAUGAAAGUCUCCAGCCAGGAUUAAGUCACAAUUAGGAUAUCUACUUUCCAGUAGCUCGAGGGAUGAUUGAUUGCUGUCAAGUAAUCAAGCAUAUUUGUCUUAUUUGCACUGGGAGGAUGCUAUAAAACCGCUACAACAAGUACAGAAAAACCUCUUGCUAACCUAUGUGGAUUGAUCUUGAUCCACAAAACUGCACAUUCAUCUUCAUUCGGUAUAUCAGAGAUAACGUUCGCUACAUAGGAAUCUUUUGUAUAUAUACACACCCCGCCAUACCCUUUUUCUGUUGUAUCUCGUUGAAAGACUCUAUAGCCAUCGAUCUCAAUUACUUCGUCGGGUACUCAGUUUUUCAGCCACGUUUCACUGAUAAAAACUAUAUCUUCGUUAUUUUCCUUUAUUCCAUGUUCUAGUUCAUCCAUUUUAGGGAUUAAUGACAUCACAUUUGUUAGUACAAUUUUCGGAACAAAUUCCCCACUAGGGUCGGUUUGAGGGAGAUUCAAAGAAUCCCUUUGUAUGCCGUCGAUUUUAAUUAUAAUGCAAUUCUCCAAAUUCACCCCUCUAUUAAUCGUUGUGCAUUUGCGAGAUUGGGAAAAAAUAACGGGAAUUGGUUUGUGUAGCAAUUGGGUUGAUGUUUGAUAAGGGUUCUGUGUGACACUUUUAAUUGAUUCCGUAUUUGUUUUCGAGAGAUUCCUAUCUAAUAAUAAAAAUUGAAAAAGUUCAAUUGUCGUAACUAACUAUAAGCUCAGAAAACCUAACAAACACAUCACAAGUAUGUUAUUUGUCUUAGCAAAUAACUGGGUUAACUAACGAUUCAAUUAUCUCCCUUCAUUUUAAAACGUAAAGUAACAGCCAAUUAUAAAUUAUUGAACUGUGAUUAUAUUGAUCAAAAUAAGUCCAAUUUCUUAUUUUUCCAGCAAUUAUUGAUCAGGUUUUGACAGGCGAUCAAGGCUGUGGGGGUAUCCUAAGAAGCUGGAUUCAAAACGAAUAUACGACAACGAAGGAUGAUCAGCUUGUGAAUCUCAAAAAGUUAUGUGAGAGAGCUGUAUUUGUUGAAAAACCCAGCCGUUUCAAGCAGUUUAUUGCAGACAUCUGCAAAGGCGAUGGAAAAAUGAUCAUGGAGAAGCUAUCCAUUCAUCACCUAUCAGCAAUAUAUACAGAUAAAGUAUUGGAUAUCGUACCCGAAACACGAUCUUUAAAGGGUGAAAAUAGAGUCAGUAGUUAUGAUGCUCUUAUGAGUGGCAAGAAAUGCUUGCUGAAACUACACCAACAUUCCAAAGAAGAGGUGGUGAGGGCAGAUGCUUUAAGAACAGUUCGUUUAAGAAAAGAAAUCGAAAUUCUUCAAGUUUUGAAUGCUGAAUCAUGUCCAAACAUUGUCCAACUUCUCGGCUCAAGCACUGAAGCCCCUAUACAUAUGAUCGUAGAAAGAACGCCCAAAGGCGAUCUCCUGACCUACCUUGAAGGCCUUGCAGCUCUCACCACCCCGACUGAAGCUAAAGUAUUACUUGAGGCUGCUCUAGACGUUUGUAAAGCCAUGAUAUACCUUGGCGAACAGGAUAUAAUCCAUCGUGAUUUGUGCGCCAAGAAUUGUUUUGUUUUCAAGCAAGACGGGAAGCUACUUACCAAACUUGGCGACUUUCACCUUGCAGUUCUUUCUCAUUCCGGCCCAAAGUCGCCAAGUAAUCUGAAUCGUCAACAGAGUUUUUUAACAUAUUUCAAUCAAUUUGCUGUGCGUUGGAUGGCUAUUGAGGUAUUGCAGUUUCGUGAAUUCAGCACCGCAUCUGAUGUAUGGUCAUUCGGUGUAUUGCUGUCUGAGAUCUUUACCUUUGGUUGUAAGCCAUAUAUCAACAUGCCAAGUGGCCUGUCUUUGGAUCGUGACGAAGAAGUACGAGAAUUUGUAAGUACACUGUGAUAUGAUGUGUAAUGUGAUCUAGAAAUGACUGAAAUAGAUCAACAUAAGUUCAAAUCAAACUUGAAAUAUUAUUUUUAGCUAACUAACUAGAAUGCAAAUUAUUUUCUCAUCUAAUUAACAGUUAACAGUCAAGAGAGAAUGGUAUAUAACGGUUUAUAAUAGUUUCCGGCAACUUUGCCUAAAAACAUGAAAUGUUUGCAUACAAUCAAUAUACAAUGGUUUUCAAUUUUAGUAGGCAAUGUAAAGGGUGAAAAUAGUUAGUUCGAAAGUACGGCAUUGUUAGAGCUCGGUUACUAUUUUCCGACCUCGUCAUGCAUGAAUAAAGCAUUCAUUUUCUAAUGUUUCGGUUAUUUAUUUAGAAUCGUUGCACUUUAAUCUAUGCUUGGGCCUGCACUAUUAACAACAGGGUUUAAAACAACCAUUUUCUUAUAUAAAUUUUUAAUCGGGAGUUACUGAAUCGGAUGCAAAACACCAAGCAUGCACUAGCUAUUGUUCAAGAUCUAGUCUUUCACACUCGCGGUAUAGAUUACUCUACAAUUUGUUGAUUGUGUCACCAAACAGCGUCAAAAAUCUCACAACACAAUCGCUCGGCAGCAGUUUAACCAUACGAAGAAGACAUAAGAGUGAUUUUCUUGAACACGAGAGAUACCGGAUCGGAAUAAACAUGCCAUCGAAACAUUAGUAAAUGAAUGCUUUGUUGAUCAAGAGGUCGGCAAACAGCAGCCGAGCUCUCAUAUUGCAAUAAUUUCGAAUUAAAUAUUUUCACCCUGUAUGUUCCCAGUAAAAUCUGAAAGUCAUUGUAUAUAUGGAUUAUAUACAAAUUAGUAUACAAGCAGUGACCAUUUUGUCGCCAAUUUCUAUUAAUUUUAUUCAGUGUUUUUCUACGGUUUGCGACUUUCUCUGAGCAUGGAAUUUACGUUCUCAUUAAUAUGUGUUUUUUCGCUGCUCUUUCGGCAUUGAUUCUUUAGAAAAUUUGUAUUUAAACGAGUUUCUAUAUAAUAAAUGUGUUGAAUUAACCUGACAAAUAUUUUUGAAAGUUUUUCUUGUAUAUCUAUUAUUCUUGAAGCGAAUAUUUUCCUUUUUUCGGUUAGAAAAACUGUUGUAGUUUUGUGCCGCCAUCUUGUUUUGCGCUACUCGCCGUAUAUUUAUCAUUUAAAGACCUGGAGCGAGGGGAUUUGGGAUAAUAUUACCCAAAGUGAUAAUUGUUGUUCAGAAAUUUAUAUGGUUUUAAGACUCUGUUUUCUUCAUAAACAAUAAAUCAAAGUCUGAUGCUUAGGCUAAUGUUUUUUUUUGCUGCAGAAGUGAAUAUUUGCCUACCCAUCAAGCAAAUGCAUGAUGGUUUUGUCCGCAAUAUAGAAUAUAUAAAAUUUUGCAAGGCCAUGUUACCAUUACUUUGCAAUAUUUUACUGCCAAACCUUGCACGUUUACUGAUAUUAAUGUGCUGGUUUCAACUGAGAUGUUGGAUUUUAAUUUAUUUGCCAAAAUAAACUUUCGCAAACCGUGAAUAUUGAAAAGGUCUAUGAAUGUUGUGGCUGCAUGUUCAUAACUUUCCGGGUAUAUGCACCAAAUUAUAACCUUUAACAAGCUAAACGUUUGUUGAACAUUUUUGUUACAGUGAUUAAUUCUUGAAUCUUAUCACCAUAAGCAAUGCUGUACAUGUAUUCGUAGUGGUUCAUUUUUUCUUUUCAAAGUAUUUUGUUAAUGAAUAUAUAUAUGUAUCCUCCUUUUUCUUUCAUCAGGUCCUUAAAGGCAAGAGACUCGAACUUCAUCCAAAAAUUCCUAAACCAAUUCAAUUUCUCAUUGGGUUAACAAUGGUAGAGGCAGAUCACAGACCAACAUUUUUGAGCCUUACAGAGAACUUACUGGAAAUAAAAUUUGAGAAGGGUAUGUACUUUGCAUUAUUUUGUGUAUUGAAUUUUUAUUGAAAAUUUUGAAGGAAUAUAACAACAUAACAUCACUCGAAAGCUAUCUUGGAAAAGCUAUAUAGCUAUUCAACGAUAAGCUAUGUAUAUUAUGUUUUUGUGGAGAAAAAUGCAUUUAAGUGGAGAAACAGUCAUUCAAAUAUGCAUUUUUUAUGUAGCCUAGUUCCAACCAUAAAAAUAUACACAAAAAUAUAACUCGACUGUGAUUAGUUGAUUUCUGUGGAGUCAAUCUCAAACAACCUUGCAAAAUUAUGUAAAAACAGUGCGAAAAUCUGUAACAAACUGAUCGGAUUGGUGUAAAAACAACAUGAUCUAAAAAUAAUCAAUCAGCUUAAAGUAGUCCUCUUGUAUAACGGUCACAGAUUGCUUCAAAACAAAACAAACAUGGUGACCGCGCUACACAAGAAAAAUUUGAGUUCUGGUGGAAAAUAUGGUUUCUAUUUAAAAAAAAAUGGAAAAGACUUUACCUUAACAAGACUAACAAAACUUGCAUACACAGCAAAAAAUCAUUUUCUUAUUUUAAGAAAAAAACAACUUGUUUUAAGAAAAUUUUCUUGAAAUAAGAAAAUAUUUUCUUGGGAGAAUAACAAGAAAAUUUUCUUAGUAAGAAAAUUUUCUUAAGAAAAUGUUUUCUUAAUUAUUAAGAAAAUUUUUUCUUAUUUUAAGAAAAAGAUAUCUUGGGAUUCAAAAAUUUCUUAUUUCAAGAAAAUUUUUUCUUACUAAGAAAAUCAUUUUCUUAUUUUAAGAUUUUUUUUCUUAAAUUAAGAAAUUUUUUUCUUAAUAAGAAAAUGAUUUUUUGCUGUGUAGUUGAAUGAAAUUUCAAGCCGUUAGCCUUGUAUAAUGUGAUAUAACAAAGCACAAAAUUUUGUCAGUGGACGAUUCGCUGUAGCUACGUAAGUUAAAACUACAAUUGUCUCGAACAUUUUUAUGUCUUUUAAAAAUGUUGGAAGCGAAACCAGGAUUCAUAAUUAAUUGUGUAAACGUUCUCUGGUUAAAAAAGAUUUAUUUAUUAACAAGCUUUCGACUGCCAGUCUGCAGUCUUCGACGGGUAGAUAUAUAUAUAUAUAGAUAUAUUAUAUUAUCUACCUUCGUAGAUAUAUUAUCUAGUCUUAAUAUAUCUACACGAUAUAUUAUCUAGUAGAUAAUAUAUCUACACGAAGAUAAGAUAUAUUAUCUUAUCUUCGUGUAGAUAUAUUAUCUACCUUCGACGGGUAGAUAAUAUAUCUACCCGUCGAAGACUGCAGACUGGCAGUCGAAAGCUUGUUAAUAAAUAAAUCUUUUUUAACCAGAGAACGUUUACACAAUUAAUUUUUAUGUCUAUUAUCAAUCCAUAUAAUAGGCUGGUUUCUCGUGAAACUUGGACAAAACAAGCACUCGUGAGUAUUUCAAAGACUUCAAAUAGUACUCGUCCUUCGUUCGGACUCGUGUUAUUUUGAUGCUAUUUGACUAAAAACUCACUCGUGCAUGUUUUAUCCAAAUUGGACUCGAAACCAUCCUAUUAUCUACACUAAAGACACCUCAAAUUAUUAGUUUUAAUAUUUCGAAAAAUCUUAAAAGAUGCACCCCGUCGUUUUCAUACACAAUGUAUGGGACAAAUUACAUGUACAACAUACAAUGUGUGAAUGUGUAUAUGUUUAGCUCCCGAAAGAGAAAAAAAUAACUUUUUUGUCCUACUGUUUAGACAUGUAUACAAAUCCAGCCAUAUUCAAGAUUUCCUAUGACAAGGAUUCUGACCUCGUAAGUAUUUAAAAACAUAUUAUAAUAAAGAUACAGGUUCACGAAUAAAAUACUUAUGCGGACACUCACUUCGAAAUGCAUACAAGCCAACAAUCAAGAACGCAAUACAGUUUUCUCACAGUUGUCAACUAGCAGCCAAUGAUAUAGCUAUCUGGCAGCCAAUGAUGGAGCUCUCUAUAGCAACCAAUAAUAUAGCCCACUGUAGCAAGGUUAGAAUACGAUGUUUUUACUAUCACACAUCCGGGCGUAAGCCCGGGGCGAGGGUACUAAUUCCGCCCGAAUAUUUACACCCGGGUGUUUGAGAACACAGCGAAGUGCAAAGUUCUCCUUCAUUAUGUGAUGGACGGUCUUCGACGUUAUGCGCAUGCGCGUGUAUAAGCUACGUUAAAAAAAUGUUUUUCAUUUUGCAAUGAUGUAUUUUGCUGUUUUACAAUAUAUUUUUGCGAUGUAUUUCACUUUCAACUGGAAAAAGCUUGCAGUUUCACGUAUUAGUGGUUGUGAACCGUGAAACAAAGUGCGAAAGCCAUAAACACCAAUUUUGUCGAAGACGAACCAGAUGUUUUUAACAAAUUUCAGUUAUAAUAUAAGUAGGAUAUAACAGACAAUUUGAUUGGCUAACGCGCGUGCAUUGUGACGCGCAACAAUGCACUGUGUUCUGUGGCAGUCUCUUGCUAAAAUUGCUAAAAUUGUUCACCAUGUACUAUCUUAUACUUAUAUUAUUAUUAGCAUGACAAAAUUAUUGGAUGCCGAUUGGUUGAGAGGAGUACAAUUAUUUCAUUAAUUGUACUGCAGUACAAUUAAUGAUUUUCCCAAAACAAACAAAAUGGCGUAAAGGCACUUUAAACACAAGCGUGAAAUGAAAUUGCCGUGGAGGAACUAGAUGAAAAUACGAACAAAAGCACCAAAUUUUGCUUGAACAAAAGAACUAAAUGAAAGUACAAACAAAAAUACCAAAUUUUGGUUGAAAGUCUGGCAGGACUGGGCUUUGGCGAGCGAAUAUGAUGUUGACAUUGAGAAGUAUGUAUCCAAUUUUGUCAUGCUAAUAAUAAACAAGUAAUCAUGCGAUGUUGCUCGUACAAUUAUGGAUUAAUAGUACUCGUGAUGUUUGGAAAUUUGCCAAAUUGGACUCGCCCCGGCGGUUCGUCCAAUUUUGGCAAAAUUUCCAAACCAUCACUCGUACUAUUAAUCCCUAAUUGUACUCGCCAUUGCAUGAUUAUAUACCUCUACUUAUAAAAGAAAUAGAAAAACUCAUCUCGUGCGUUUAUGGUGUGAUAAUGCCCUCGUGGAAUGUUGGGAGAACACUCGAGAAGCGUGUAAAACACUCGGCUACGCCUCGUGUUUUACACGCUUUUCUCGUAUUCUCCAAACAUUUCCCGCGUGCAUUAUCACAACAUAAACGCACGCGACUCGUCUUCUAUUCCUUAAAAUCGUUGUCUUGGGUCUCUUGGAUAUGUUUGGAACUUGGGUAAGUUCCGUACUUGCUUUGCAUUUUCGAUUUCAUUCAUAUCUGCGAAAUUUUUACGCCAUUCUUAACUCAGUAAAUACUGAAUAUGUUUUUAUAUGCAUGCAAGCUGGUAUUUACUUCUCAAAUUCAUUAAUAAUUCAUGAGUAAAUUAGCCAAUGAUAAUCACCUAUUUGAUCACAAGAUGCCAUUUGGAUACUUGAUGAAAGUCACUAGUGUUUUCAUCAAAUAUCUUAAUUACGCAUGCAAAAUAUACUUGAAUAGAAUUCCUAAUUACGUUAUGCUUGGUUAAGAAUUCUAUUCAAAUCAGCAAACGAAAACAUUCUGUUACGUCUCGAUUCAUUUGAGAAGCCAUAUAAACAACUCGAGCUCGUGUCUCACCGGGAUAUCCAAACACUCGAAAACAAUGUAUGAAAACACUCGCGCUUCGCGCUCGUGUUUUCAUACAUUGUUUUCUCGUGUUUGGAUAUCCCGGUGAAACACUCGCUCUCGUUGUUCAUAUAUUACAUGAAAUUGUAGUGUAAUAAUAUUCAUGUUUAUUUGAGCCAAUUUGGUAAUAUAGCGUAUCGUGUUUUUAUGUGUGUUUAUAAUGGUCUUUAGGGAGCAGUCAUUAUUAAUGCUGGGGGUAGGGCCGGAAGAUACUUGGGGGGCCACCAAAAAUUUUUUAACCACUUAGGGAGGCUACCAAAACUAUCAAAAAAAGGUAGGGGGGAACCAAAAGUAAUGUACAAUAAUCAUAAAACAUCAGCAAUUAUAGUUCACUGUAAUAUAAAUGUGAAUGCGGUAAUCACACGGGAAGAAGUGCAAUUAAUGAUUAACACUACGAGUGAUAUUUGAAAAAUGUGCCAAAAUUGCACAAGCCGUUAAUAAUUAAUUGCACGACUUGCCCGUGUGAUUAUUUAUUUAUUUUAUGCAUGGCAUGAUGACAAAAUAGUUUUCUUUAAAAUUCAACUUCAUUUUGUCAAGAGUUUUUAAUUCUUUUGUAAGCAAUUUGGCAUAAACAAACUUGGGAAAUGAUCAUAAACUCAUAAAGGCACAUAACUUAAACUAGGACAAAUGAUUCAUACUCAAAUAACAUAUGUUCAGAGUAUUACGAAAAUCUUUAUAAAUUGUAUUACCGACUUUAUACAUAGUCACGUUUCGCUGCAUCUCGCCGAGAUUAUUUCUUAAAACUGUUUCCAGUCAUUCUCCACAGACUCUUUUUGCCAUACUAUGUUUUUUAAACUCAUUCUUGUGCCAAAAUUUAGUUCAAUUCGUCCAUGUGGUUUUUAUACAAGAUAAAGAUAAAUUUCCCCGCCAUAUUGGACUUGUUGUUUUGAUUUCCCCCUCCCCCCAGCCAUCGAAAUUCAUUAAUUGCACCACAGGUGGCCCAAUCUCGCAAGGGUCAAGUACCAUCGAGACUGAUCGAGUGCAAAGUCUCGGAAAAUAUUAGUCCAACAAAAGAGGAAUAAAAGGAGAACACACACUAUCGAAUAGACAAGUCAAUUUCAUUUUAAAAUUUAUAUUUUAUUAUAUAUAUUUGCUAUAAUAUACAUUGCUAUAAUAUACAAGUCUAUACAGUUGCUUGCGAGAUUGGGCCGCCUGUGAUCUAUAGUAUAUGUUUGGAAUGCAAGUUCAAUCACAGGGGGAAGAGUGGGGGGGCUAUGAAAAUUUAUUAUAUUUAAGGGGGGGGGCAUGAAAUAAUAUUUUGAAAGAGUGAGGGGCCAUGAAAAAUUUACCAUGAGUUUAGAAAUAUCUUCCGGCCCCACACCCGGCAUUAAUAAUGACUGCUCCCUAAAUCAGUUUCCGAUAUUUUGCCGUAUCUACGACAAUUAGAUUCGGCGCAUGAAAAGUUCGCCCUCUAAUCCGGGCCUUACGAGAAUCAAUCUGUACACAGAGCUAUAUCAAAGCUUGUCAAAACUGCUAUAAACACUGCUAUAACUGUGAAACUAUUGAAGUCUAAAGUGACAUUAUUGAAUACAUGCGAAAAGCUGAAAAUGACACAACGUGACACUGGGACUAUAAAGUCAAAGGUCAAUGAGACCACAGUUAAUUGAUGAGACUUGUUAUUGUAAACAUGUCACAAUUAGGUUAAAAUGCGGAAGCGGAUGGAGCGGACCCACGGAACAGAUAUGGGCAUAAAAUACGGGGCAUAUAGUUCUUGGGCAUAUAGUUCUUGGGCAUAUAGUUCUUGCAGUGUCUUUUUCAAUUUGAAACUUCACACUAUCCUUGGAUCCCUAGUUUGUUAUUUCUAUCUUUUUCUAGACAUUGAGUAUUGUUUGACCAACCCAUGUCAUGUCAAUGCCAGCUGUUUAGACAACGGAGGUUCUUUUGUUUGUCAAUGUCAAGCUGGGUAUUCUGGAAAUGGAUUUAAUUGUUCUGGUAAGUAACUCUUUCAUUCAUACAUAAAGUUUUGUACCUUUCUACUAAUCUACCAACCCAUGUCAUGUCAAUGCCAGCUGUACUGACACUGAUGGUUCUUUUUACUGUCAAUGUGAUGCUGGGUUUUUAGGAGGUGGAUUUUCUUGUACAGGUAAACACGUACGCUUCAUGUUUACGGGUAAAAUAUUCAUUUGGUGCCAACAAUUGAUAUAUUAUAUACAACAGCGGUUGUGUUGUUUUUUAGAUGUCGAUGAAUGCUCUGACAAGACUGAUAAUUGCAACAUCAAUGCAUUCUGUUCAAACACUGUUGGUUCAUUUGACUGUCAAUGUAAAUCUGGGUUUUCUGGAGAUGGAAUUUCCUGUUCAAGUAAGACAAGUUAAUUUUAUAGCCUCCUUAGUCAUUUUUCUUUUUUAUGAUUAAUAUUUAUUAUUUCUAGAUAUUGAUGAAUGUUUAACCAAUCCUUGUGGCCUCAAUGCUACUUGUGCUGACAUAGAAGGUUCUUUUGACUGUCAAUGUAAUCUUGGGUUUUCUGGAGAUGGAUUUUCUUGUACAGGUAAACAAGCCUCAUGUUCACGGUUAAAAUAUUUAUUUGGUGCCAAAAAUUAAUAUAGUAUUUACAACAGGGGCGUUUUUUUUUAGAUGUCGAUGAAUGCUCAGACAACACUGAUAAUUGCAACAUCAAUGCAAUAUGUUCAAACACUGUUGGUUCAUUUGACUGUCAAUGUAAAGCUGGGUUUUCUGGGGAUGGAAUUUCCUGUCCAAGUAAUACAAGUUAAUUUUAUAACCAUAUAUAACUAUUUCCUUUUAUAACUAUUUCCUUUUUUAUGAUCAUAUUUAUUAUUUCUAGAUAUUGAUGAAUGUUCAACCAAUCCUUGUGGCCUCAAUGCUGCUUGUACUGACAACGAAGGUUCUUUUGUCUGUCAUUGUAAUGUUGGGUAUACUGGAAAUGGAUUCGUUUGUUCUAGUAAGCAUGAUCAUUCAUUUAUCUAACUUUGUUUCUAUUUCUACUAUGAAAAUUUAACAUUUAUUUCUCUUAGACAUUGAUGAAUGUUUGAGCAACCCAUGUCAUGUCAGUGCUAGCUGUACUGACAACGAAGGUUCUUUUGUCUGUCAAUGUAAAAAUGGUUUUGCUGGAAGUGGCUUCAGCUGUUUAGGUAAAAGUUUGACUCCCUUAAACUUAACAGUUAUCACAUAUCGAACCCCAUGGCCACUCAACAAAUUUGCUAGAGAACAAAGAAAGCAGCUGUAGUUUAAACUUAAGGAUCCUAUUUUAGUCACAAUUUAGUUUCGACCUGAAGGAAGUGUUUAUUAAUACCAGCUACAGUUAAAUGUUAUCAUGAAUUUUAUCAAGUUGUCAAUAAUAUAUAUGAGCGUUGUGUGUUCGAGUUAGGCCAAAAGCUACUGUUGAAAGUAAAGCCUAGGCGGCAAAUUUUAAUAUAAAAACUAUAAAAUUAUAAAAAAAAUUAAAUGAGCUAAAUUUUAUAUGGGCCAAUUUUUCUGUACCGUAAAGCAACUUCGUUGAUUCGAGGAAUGUUCUUUUAAAACGUUCUAGACUUCUUGCUCAUGCAGCCUGGACUAUGCUAUUUUCAUUUGACCAAGUCUUUAAUCAAGAAACUAUUUUUGUAUACUGUCUACAAAAACCCUAGCCUGCGAAAACAGCCUCUACUUUGCUGCUCCUAUUACUUUGAUACUCUUGAAAUCCUCUAUAUAUGAAAUAUACUUAAAACUGCAGAGACUGGUAGUUCAAAGUAUCAGAAAUUCUGAUACAUUUCAAAUCCUCAAAUAUACUUAAAACUGCAGAGACUGGUAGUCGAAGUAUCAGAAAUUCUGAUACUUUUGAAAUUAUCUAUAUAUGUGAAAUAUACUUAAAACUACAGAAAUUGGUAGUCCAAAGUAUCAGAAAUUCUGAUACUUUUGAAACCCUCUAUAUCUCAAAUAUACUUAAAACUGCAGAGACUGGUAGUCCAAAGUAUCAGAAAUUCUGAUACCUUUCAUAUCCCCUAUAUGUGAAGUAUACUUUUCAAAUAGUCUAAAAACUGCAGAGACUGGCAGUCGAAAGUAUCGGAAAUUCUGAUACUUUUGAAAUCCUCUAUGUCAAGAGACUGGCAGUCCAAAGUAUCAGAAAUUCUGAUACUUUUGAAAUCCUCUAUAUGUAAAAUAUACUUAAAACUGCAGAAACUGGUAGUGCAAUUAAAGUAUCAGAAAUUCGGAUACUUUUGAAAUCCUCUGUACCUCAAAUAUCACUAAAACUGCAGAGAUUGGUAGUCCAAACUUGUUAUUAUCAUUGAAAAUGAUGCUGGAAGUCCGGAUAUUAUUUUUUAGAUAUAAACGAAUGUACGAACCCAGAUAUUUGUCCUGAGAACAGUCAAUGCCUUAACAAUCCAGGCAGUUACACGUGUAAUUGUGAUAUCGGAUAUACUGGCUCACCGCAGUGUACAAGUAGGUAAACCGGGUGGCCGAAAUUGAGAUAACCAAACCUGGGUUACCGCCACGUUACACUAUUAAAUUAUAGUUUAAUGGUAACCCAAUCCCUUCGUGGUUUUAUUGUGUUGUGUAUUUACAUUCUUUCUCAAUCACCCAUCAAACAGUAGUGGAUUUAUAGAGGGGGGACAUUGUUGACCUUGGCACGCCUUUGUUAGCCAUAUUGAAAUGUUUGAGGUUUAUAUUUGUUGUUUUAGAUCAGGGCCCCCAUUGACAACAGAAGCUUUUGCUUCUGAAAGAGUUACCCUGGAUUCAAAAUAAAUGUGUGUUGUGUUGUGUUGUGUUGUGUUGUGUUGUGUUGUGUUGUGUUGUGUUGUGUUGUGUUGUGGUGCAUUUAUUUCCAUCACAAACUCUAAAGGACAGGGAAUUUACGAAUUAACUAAACGAUCCGAAUUCUGCAGGUGAUUAUCAGACGCUUUCUAGUCAAGGUGGAAGUAAUGAGAGUUCACAAUAGUGAUGGAAUUAAUUUGUAAGCUAAACUGAACAAGAUAAAAGGGUCCAGUUCAUCUGAAAUCUUGCUUCACUGUGAGACAAGCAAAAGGCCUACUGGGGUACAUGUCCAUGUCCCUACAGUAGUUAUAUAGUUUAGAAAUGUCUUUGCAACUAGCCAGUGCUGAGUUCGGUGUGCUCGGUAGCUUGCCCAGCAUCUCCCUAACUAGCUGGAUCUACAACUGCCAUCAAUGUUUUUUACCAUAGGAGAGGGUGAAUGCCCUCAAAAAACACUUUGCACCACCAGAAAGUUUUCUCACCCCAUCUAAAGAAAUUUGUAACCCUACCUCCCAGAAAUCUAAAAAGAAAACAAAUGACAGUAAUGUGACUGAAGUAACGAUUUUGAACUGAGGAAGACUAUAUAUAAACAAGGAUUUUGAACUGAGGAAGACUAUAUAUAAACAAGGAUUUUGAACUGAGAAAGACUAUACAUAAACAAGGAUUUUGAACUGAGGAAGACAAAAUAUAAACAAGGAUUUUGAACUGAGGAAGACUAUAUAUAAACAAGGAUUUUGAACUAACUAAGAUUAAGAAUCUUAAAAUUUCCCCCAUUAGCAACUGUACCCCCAGCCCUUGCUGCAGCUUGUUGCUUCAAUUUGUUUGACACAUUCCUCAAGCCCCCCCCCCAUAAAUUUUAAUUCAGCACUCCCACAGCGCAAAAUCUGAAAAUCCGUUUAUGACUUUUAUAUCUUCUCCUUAUUUAGGACUGCCAGACGCAUUUAUUUCCAUCACACUUACAAUAAAGGACAGGGAAUUUAAGAAUUCACUAAACGAUCCGAAUUCUGGUGAUUAUCAGACGCUUUCUGGACAAAUUAGAAGUAAUGUAAGUUCACAAGUGUGAUGGAAUUAGUUUGUAAGCUAAACGGAACAAAACUUUCAUUAUGCUAGAUAGCUCUGCCAGUUCCAAAUUGAUCUUCCUUGUGGUCCAGUAAGUGCCAAUCCCUUGUUGGUCCAGUGUUACCAUAUGGGGAAACUCAAAUUCUUUUAUACUGGAUAGCUCUGUAAGUUCUAAAUGAUUUUCCCUUACUAAGGGAGGAAACUGAUGCUGAUUUUUUCUGCCAAACUAGUUUCGCAUUCCAGAAUGAAGUCCUUUAGACCACAAGACCGUUCUUGAGGAAUGGGAUACUGGUGCAACAAUCACUACGCCAAUGUUGCAAUGAAAAAUGAAAAGCGUUCAACACUUAAAAUCGUUUUGGCGUACCUCUCCAAAAUACUUUGUUUUAGCUUCAUCUCCUAAAUAUGCUGUAAAUCUCCUAAAUAUGCUGUUUCACCGCAUCUUAUUCCAUAUAACUGUAUUUUCUUAGUUCGAUAAGGAAUUUUCCAAUAUUCCACAAUAUCGUGGUGCCAAUAUCUUGAGAUUGAGGUGAGUUCAACGCUGAGUAGUUGCAUAUACAAGUAAAUCAAUUAAGGUUGUCUUUCCAAAAACUUAAACGUUAAACUCUGGGCGCGCAAGUGACGAUGGGUUAUUGCUUAUUUAGGCUCAUAAACUUUGAAAUUUGUGUUUGCAAGAAUACCUAAGACAUAUACAAGACUCACAACAGAAAACAUACUUGCCGCAAAGGCAAUUUUCUGAGUUUAAGGGCCUAAUAGAUGAAAAACCGUCAUCCCUUGUGUGCUCAGAGUUUAAGGUUUUGGAAGGACAACCAAAAUUGAAUCGGCUGCAUUUACUUUCGCAUAUGAUGAUAGCGAUGAUUUUUAAAUAGUUAUGUAUGUCGCUAGUUCUAACCAUUGUAUCGAUUCUGAAAAGGCGUGGAAGUGUGAUUUUCGAUGCAGAAGUGGUCUUUGUUCCGGGUUCUGAAGACGAAAUUACUAGGGUUUUGGAGGGAAUGAAUACAACUGGCG
This is a messenger RNA of Paramuricea clavata, 16257 nucleotides long. NCBI's taxonomy places the organism in Eukaryota, Metazoa, Cnidaria, Anthozoa, Malacalcyonacea, Plexauridae. The record is from the annotation of a GenBank genome assembly.